Messenger RNA from Archocentrus centrarchus (flier cichlid), 559 nucleotides. Its product is annotated as polyubiquitin-like. Gene Ontology annotation, biological process: proteasome-mediated ubiquitin-dependent protein catabolic process. Gene Ontology annotation, molecular function: proteasome binding; ubiquitin binding; polyubiquitin modification-dependent protein binding. Lineage: Eukaryota; Metazoa; Chordata; Actinopteri; Cichliformes; Cichlidae. The coding region runs from base 92 to 559 and encodes 155 amino acids. The transcript is spliced from 2 exons. The record is from RefSeq and is a predicted model, not a curated record. Gene Ontology annotation, cellular component: nucleoplasm; cytosol.
AUCAUCAUUGUUUAACUUUCGACAUCUGAACACCUGAAGUUUCCGGACAGUUUGUUUUGCCUGAAAAAGUCAUUGCAAGACUACAUUCAACAUGGAAAUAACCAUCACUAUGCUGAGUGGGUCUCACACCGUGAGGGUGAACCCACAGGACACAGUUGGCUCUCUGAAAAGAAAAAUCCAGAGCAUGCUGGAAGUCGACCCUCAGAGGCAGAGGCUAAUUUUUAGCAAUGGUCACAGGACCCCACUCAGCGACGACUCCAAACCCAUCAGCCACUACGGCCUACAGCAGGGCUCCCAGGUGUCUCUGCUGGUUAUCGAGCCUGCUCCCAUCCAGGUGAUCCUCAAAAAUGUAAAGGGACAGACGAGCACCUACGACAUCCAGCCCGACGAGACUGUGAGCAUCUUCAAGAGAAGAGUCGAGAGCAGAGAGGGUUUGCCUGCGAGCCAGCAGAGGCUCAUUCACGAAAGUAAGGAGAUGCGGGAUGGCAACAAACUGGCGGACUACAGCGUUGGAAACCAGAGCACCAUCUACAUGAGUGAACGUCUGAGAGGAGGCUGA